Messenger RNA from Temnothorax curvispinosus, 1678 nucleotides. Its product is annotated as serine/threonine-protein phosphatase 2A activator-like. The record is from RefSeq and is a predicted model, not a curated record. NCBI's taxonomy places the organism in Eukaryota, Metazoa, Arthropoda, Insecta, Hymenoptera, Formicidae. The coding region runs from base 313 to 1353 and encodes 346 amino acids. Gene Ontology annotation, biological process: mitotic spindle organization. Gene Ontology annotation, cellular component: protein phosphatase type 2A complex; nucleus; cytoplasm. The transcript has 9 exons. Gene Ontology annotation, molecular function: protein tyrosine phosphatase activator activity; peptidyl-prolyl cis-trans isomerase activity.
UUAUUACGAGUGUCGCGAAGGUCGCGAAGUAGAAAGUUGACAACCGAUGGUUUCGUUGCGAGGUCAUGGGCAUCGUUAAUUAUUUACCUCUGUCUGCGAUUCGUUUACUCACGUCAUACACGAGGUUAGGUCUCAUCGUUCCUGUCGUUCCCUAUAUCCGAGGGGUUUUCAAAGUCGCGCGACGGUGGAUGACUGAAGUCAUCUAAUUGCGUCUAACUGUUGCGUUUAAGCGAAAUGCUGUCAGUUAAGAAUACCGCUACGUUGCCUUAACGAAGAUCAUUAAUAUCGCAACCGAAUCCUCAAACGUUCAUCAUGUCAACAUCAACAAAGGCGACACAUGUGUGUGUAUCAGCAAAGUCGCAUGAAUUUGUCGUGCCAAAAAAAUGCGUCAAGACGCCAAGUGAUCUGGCACUUUGGGAAAAGUCAGAAGCUUACUACGAAUACCUGGGAUUUAUUUUAGCCCUGAACGGGGCUGUUCAAGGGACGGCCUUGGACGCACAGUGUCCACAGUCACUUGUAAUAAACAAUGUUGUACAAAUGUUGAACAAAUUUGACGAAUGGAUAACAGAAAUUCCACCUACCGAACAGCCCCAGCGAUUUGGCAACAAGUCUUUUCGCACGUGGCAUGAGAGACUACAACAGAAUGCUGUAGAGAACGUGAAACAAGUAUUGCCAGAGGAUUUGCAUCGUGCGAUCCCAGAAAUAGUGCAGUAUUUAUAUGAAAGUUUUGGGAAUCCAACUCGCAUCGACUAUGGAACAGGCCACGAAAUGGCUUUUCUCAUGUUCCUCUGCUGCAUGUUCAAGAUUGGCGCAUUUGAGGACAGUGAUAAGAUUGCCGUUGUGAUAAAAGUGUUUAAUAGGUAUCUGGUAUUGGUGCGCAGACUUCAGAUAAUAUACCGUAUGGAGCCAGCGGGUAGUCACGGUGUUUGGAGCUUGGAUGAUUAUCAAUUUGUGCCCUUCAUAUUGGGAAGCGCUCAGCUUAUUGGACAUCCACGGAUAGAACCACGUCACUUUGUGGACCAAGGUAUCGUGGAAUCUUACAGCAAAAAAUACAUGUUUCUUGGCUGCAUCGAGUUUAUCUCAAAGGUGAAGAUAGGACCUUUCCACGAGCAUUCAAAUCAGUUAUGGAAUGUUAGUGCGGUGUCUUCGUGGUCGAAAGUGAACAGUGGUCUUAUUAAGAUGUAUCAAGCGGAGGUGUUGGCAAAGUUUCCCGUUAUCCAACACGUUUUCUUUGGUUCUCUGCUACCUUUGAGACCAAUGGCCGCGCAGUGCUCCAGUCCGCGCCAUGUUCCGACGUACAGAAGCACUCCUGUUGGCAACAACGAGCCACCGCCACCAGCGACGCCGCUAUGAAAAUUACAUGCAUAAUAAAUAUUGUUACCGUGGACUAUUUUACCACGCUUCCCAGUAUUUAUUAUAAAAUUGUACAUUAUAUAUUAUUAUUGCCUCUCGCUCCCUCCAUUCUAUGACACUUUUAUCAACUUUUAACUUUUAACCAUUUCUCUAGCUUGUCAGAAAUUAUAUUUGUUACGAAGAGAAAUUAUCUUAAUAUUUUGUUAAGAACGAUAUAAAAGUUAUGAUAUUUAAUGACUUGAUGCGAAUUCGAUUAGAAAAUUAGUACGAUGUGCUCAAGGAUUCUGUAAGCAUUGAUUUGCUCUUGAUAAAAGUAAUGAAUUUA